UUUGCACUAAGCCGCCCGCCUCCGGUCCUGUACGUCCGUAAGUUAAUCAUGCAGAUUUGCAAGGGCACCCCUCAACAGACCAGACGUGCGAAACCCACGUUCCCGAUCACCAUGGCGGCGGCCUGCGGCUAGAGACGAAGAACUCUCGUACGCCCUAAACUUCCAGAAGACUGGAUCCGGGGUGCAGGCGUACACACAAAGGUGCAGCAAUGGGAUCUACAAAUAUGUGGCAGAUGCACAUGAACGAGGAAGGAUUUAAUACACCCAUAAAGAAAGCAAGUGUUCCUCUCUGUAUGAUUUGAAGCCUAAAGUGGGGAUGAUAUUUGAAGGAUUGAAGGCCGUGGAGGAGUUCUACAAAUCUUAUGCACAUCAAUCUGGUUUUGGAGUUCGUAUUGGGCAACAAAAGAAGUUAGAAAAUGAGGUAGUUCGCACUAAACGAUACAUGUGUAAUAGACAAGGAUUUAAGUCUGAAAAUGGUAACAAGAUUGACGAUCCAUCAAAGAAGAGGCGUAAGAACACAGACAUAAGGUGCGGUUGUGAUGCACACAUCUUUGUGAAGUUAUGUGCUAAUGAUACCUACAAGAUAGAAUCAUGGGUCAAGCACCACAACCAUGGUCUUGUGUCACUGGAUAAGCGUCAUUUGAUCAGAUCAAAUCGCCGAGUUAGCGAGAGGGCAAAGAACACAUUGUACACAUGCAGCAAAGCAAGCAUAUGCACCUGCCAGGCAUACAGGCUCCUACACGUCAGCGAGGGUGGAUUUGCGAAUGCUGGAUGCAUGAAAAGGGACUUGCAAAACUACUACCGUGACCUCAGAUUAAAAAUUAGGAAUGCAGAUGCUCAAAUGUUUGUGGCCCAGCUAGGUAGAAAGCAGGAAGUUAAUUCAGCAUUUUUCUAUGAUUUUGUUGUCAGUGCUGAAGGAAAGUUGAUGUAUGUGUUCUGGGCAGAUGCCACAAGCAGGAAGAACUACAAACAUUUCGGUAGUGUGGUGUCCUUUGAUUCUACAUAUACUACUAAUCAGUAUGACAUGAUCUUUGCACCAUUUACAGGAGUUAAUCAUCAUUUACAAAGUGUGUUCUUUGGUGCUGCGUUCUUACUAAAUGAGAAGACCGAGUCAUAUGUCUGGUUGUUUGAGACCUUCCUGAAGGCAAUGGGAGGUGUAGCGCCGACACUCAUCAUAACCGAUGAAGCUACUAGCAUUAAGAAUGGAAUUGAUGAAGUUUUUCCAACCUCAGUACACAGGCUGUGCAUGUGGCAUAUAAUGGAAAAACUUCCUGAGAAGCUUGGACCUGCGAUUAGAGAAGAAUCUGAAUUUUGGAAGAGGAUGAAUGCAUGUGUAUGGGGUUCAGAAACCGUGACCGAGUUUGAGUUAGAGUGGAAUUCUAUAAUUUCAGAGUAUGGGUUGGAGGAUAAUGAAUGGUUGACUAAAAGGUUUAGCCUCAGAGAGUCAUGGAUACCAGCCUAUUUUAUGGACAUACCACCGGCAGGCAUUCUUCGAACUACUUCAAGGUCUGAAAGUGCAAAUUCAUUCUUUAACCGAUUCAUUCAUCGCAGGCUCACUUUUGUUGAGUUCUGGCUUAGGUUUGAAACGGCUUUAGAAUGUCAACGUCAAGAGGAGUUGAUUGCCGACAAUUCAAGCAUCCAUAGGAUCCCCCAACUAGUGACACCGUGGGCAAUGGAGAAACAAGGUAGUCAAGUAUUCACACAUGAAGUGUUUGGGAAAUUUCAGGAACAAGUUAUUGCAGCAAGAGAUAAUUGUUGUGUUCAAGGAAUUGCACAAGAUGGGGGAAUAAAAGUAGUGACCUUCAAAACGGGAGCCAGUAGGGUAAGGGAGGUCCGUUGUGACACGACAACCAUGAUAGCUAACUGUUCAUGCAAGUUAUAUGAGUCACAUGGAAUCCCAUGCCGCCAUAUUGUCCAAGUGAUGCGAAUUGAAAAUCAAAAGGAGCUUCCAACCUUCUAUAUUAUGGAAAGAUGGAAGAAACAGUGUAAAAGUGAGAGUGUUUACGAUGAGCAAGGGAACCUUCUAGAAGAAAAUCCCACCGAUUCCUUGGAUGCAGCCGCAAGGAAGAAGAUUUCAACAGUACGCAACAAGUUGGAAGAUCUAAUUCAAAGAGCCAAGCAAUCAGAUGAAGGCAUGAGCUUUUUAGUAUCAAGUGUUCUGAGCAUUGAGGAGCCUCUGAACCAAAUGGUUCCCAAUGCAGUCAAGCACACUAGGCAAGAGGAAUAUGAGGCGUUUAUUGGUUGCAACAUUCCUACUCAAGUUGACAUACACCCGCCAAAUGAUGGCCAUUCGGUAGGGAGAUGUAAAAGAAUAAAAAGAGCAAAGGAAAUGAAUGGGGAAAAACAAAAGGAGAAGAAAAAAGAAGCCAAGGCCAAGGUCGCACGCUUGUGCAAGACGUGCAACCAAAUAGGGUUUCAUGACAGUCGCAAUUGUCCUAGCAAAAAAGGUCAUGGAAAAGAAGCCAUGAAUGUGCAACAAAUGCUUCCAGAUGGUGCAUGAUGAUAGCUACAAGUCUUCGAAAAAUAGAUGAUGUUUAAUCCCAUUUAUUCAGUUUAUUGAAUGUUUGAAUUUAUGCACUGGAUUCGAACUUGUGCUUUGUCCAACUGUUUAUGUUAUUUGUAUCAGAUUUGAUUCAUGCUUAAUUAAGUGUGAGUGGUGAGCAGAUGCAUGAGUUUUGAUUCAUGUAUCAAAGUUUGGAA
This is a messenger RNA of Triticum aestivum (bread wheat), 2700 nucleotides long. RefSeq names its product protein FAR1-RELATED SEQUENCE 5. The record is from RefSeq and is a predicted model, not a curated record. The transcript has 4 exons. Gene Ontology annotation, molecular function: zinc ion binding. The coding region runs from base 317 to 2500 and encodes 727 amino acids. NCBI's taxonomy places the organism in Eukaryota, Viridiplantae, Streptophyta, Magnoliopsida, Poales, Poaceae.